Molecule: messenger RNA, 1711 nt
Organism: Zingiber officinale
Lineage: Eukaryota; Viridiplantae; Streptophyta; Magnoliopsida; Zingiberales; Zingiberaceae
Product: protein IQ-domain 26-like
Exons: 4
Coding region: 365-1591 (408 amino acids)
Molecular function (GO): protein binding
Source: RefSeq, a predicted model, not a curated record
CCAGCGGAGGAGGAGGAGGCCGCUGCAGCGGCGGCAGCGUCGCAGCAAGAAAACAGUAAGCUUUUUACUCACGUCACGCUUUCUUUCCUCCUGCCAUGGGAAUCACUCAAAGCCGCCAUGGCAGAGAAGAGCAGAGCCGAGAUUGACCUCGCCUUACUUUUACCCGAGAACACGAGUGCAGUAGACGAAUGCGCAGCGUAAUAAAUGCAUCGAGGGCAUUCACGAGACUGUCAAAGUCUUAUCUUUCUCAGAAACAGACAGAUUUCUAGUUACGAAAUUGGGAGAAAGACGCGAGCUUGUUGAGCUCUCGAGUGAAGUCGUUUGAUUUCUCGUCGGAGUGAAUUUAAUUUCCCCCGGACGGGAAAUGGGCCGGGCAGCGCAGUGGUGUCGCCGCCUCUGGAGCGGGAGUAAGGAGAACAGGAAUCCCAGCCUGGACUCCUCGAGCUACGGAGGCGCCCGCGAAGAGAGGACGGAGAAGAAAAGGUGGAGCUUCCGGAGGGCACGAGACUCCGGCUGCACGUCGUCGUCGGGAAGCCAGAAUGUCUCCACAGCCGCCGCGAUCGAGGUGGAGUGGUUUAAGUCCUUCUACGCCGUCAGCGAGAAGGAACAGAGCAAGCACGCGAUCGCAGUGGCUGCGGCUGCAGCUGCAGCCAACGCUGCUGUCACGGCCGCCGGGGCCGCUGUAGCCGUCGUGCGGCUCGCCGGAAACGGAGUCAUCGAGCUGGCGGCUAUACGGAUUCAAACAGCGUUCAGGGCCUACUUGGCAAGGAAAACACUCAGAGCUCUGAAAGCAUUGGUCAAGCUCCAAGCUUUAGUGAGAGGAUAUCUAGUGCGAAAGCAAGCUGCCGCCACUCUCCACUGCAUGCAAGCUCUGGUCCGAGCUCAGGCCGCCGUCAGAGCUCAAAGAUCUCGAAGUUUUCUCUCCCGUGACCGAGAAUUUCCACCACCGGUGGUGAUCCGCCAUCGGAGUUCCUUAGAAAGGCUCGAUGUCCACGCCGGAGCUCAAACCCGGUGGCUCUCGACGAGCAUCGACGGUGCAGCCUUCGCCGGAGGCCCAAAGAUCGUCGAGGUCGACACGUGUCGUCGAAACCUGAGGCUUUGCCCCCGGCGGAGCAGUCCCUCUCCGGCAGCGGACUUCGUGGCGUUCUCCUCUCCGCUUCCAAGCAGUCACGUUCCGGCAAGGAUCUCAAUUCCCGGCCGCCGCAGCCAAUCGCAAGAGAACCAUUGUCCGAACUGUGCCGCCGCAGAUCAGGGGCACCGUUUCCCAGCGACGGCGCAGAGCACGCCCAGAUACGGCGCCGCGGCGGCGGUUACUCCAGCGAAGGGGGGUCUCCGGCAGUUCUUGAGCGCGUUGAAUUGCCCCCACUACAUGGCGAACACGCAGUCGUCGACGGCGAAGGUGAGGAAACCGCGGCAGCCGUUGAGGGAGGCGAGUAUGGUAGCUAACAGUGGGAUGCUGAAGAAGCCAUGCUUUGAGCUAGUGGAAGGGGCAUUUAGCUUCAAGAAGACGGUGGCCGGGAAGCUGGAUCGGUGCUCUGAGCUGGCGAAGGAAGAAGAAGAAAGAGAAAUUUACCUACAGAGAAUGUGGUGAAGCAAGCUUUCAUGAUUUCUCCAAGUAUGUAACUAUGUAACGUUAAUCAAUAUGACAGAACUGCUUAAUUAAUCGAUCGUCGUCGCGGAUGUAGACCUAAAAAAGGUAUCCCAAUUAGAU